Molecule: messenger RNA, 1209 nt
Organism: Acanthosepion pharaonis
Lineage: Eukaryota; Metazoa; Mollusca; Cephalopoda; Sepiida; Sepiidae
Source: the annotation of a GenBank genome assembly
AUGACGUUUCUCCUUAAAAGCCUUCUCCAGACGCUGUCCAACGGUAGUCGGAUUCAAGGGACGACUAUCAGUUCACGCCUUCUCUUCAUACUUAGGGAAAGGACUUGUACAGUAGUCAGCACAGCUUAUUCAGUUUAUUCUUGUAAGAAAAUCGACAAAAUGUCUGAUUUGGAAGAACUCUGGAAAUCUUUACAAGAAGCAGUCAAUAGCAAGUCCCUGCUAAAAAAACAUUUGACUCCCGCUAGGUAUGAGAGAUUAAAGAAUAAAAAGACCAAAUUUGGAGGCACCCUGGCUGAUUGCAUCCGAUCCGGCUGUAAGAAUCCAGACAGCGGUGUUGGUAUCUAUGCUUGUGACCCUGAUGCAUACACCACAUUUGCUGAAGUCCUUGAUGCUGUCAUCAUGGACUACCACAAGAUUGAGAAAGUUGCACAUCCCCAACCCAGCUUUGGUGAUGUUAAUAACUUGGGUUUUGGUGACCUUGAUCCUAGUGGUGAGCUGAUUGUCUCCACUCGUGUGCGUGUUGGCAGGAGCCAUGCUAGUUAUGGCUUCCCUCCAGUCCUUACUAAAGAGGAUCGUGUCAAUAUGGAGAAGGCCUCAGUUGAAGCUCUGCAGUCUUUGGAGGGUGAACUGCAUGGACAGUACUUUCCUCUUGAUGGAAUGACCCCAGAGACUCAACAGAAGCUGACUGCUGAUCAUUUCCUCUUCAAUGACUCUGACAGGUUUUUGAAGGCUGCUAGUGGCUAUGAUGAUUGGCCCACUGGCAGAGGAAUUUACUUCAACCAGGACAAGACUUUCUUGUGCUGGGUCAAUGAGGAAGAUCAUUUGAGAUUGAUCUCUAUGCAAAAAGGAGGCAACUUGGCUGAAGUCUACAGGAGGUUGGUCAAGGCUAUUGAACAAAUGGAGAAGAAAUUGACCUUUGCCAAGAAGGAAAACAUGGGUUAUCUUACUUUCUGCCCCAGCAACUUGGGUACCACCAUGAGAGCUAGUGUGCACAUCAAGAUCCCCAAGGUCUCACAGAUGCCUGACUUUAAGGAUGUCUGUGACAGAUACAAUCUGCAAGCCAGAGGUAUCCACGGUGAGCAUACAGAAAGUGUUGGUGGUGUCUAUGAUAUCUCCAACAAACGCAGAAUGGGUCUUACAGAGUUUGAAGCUGUUACAGAGAUGAUGAGGGGUGUCAACGAGAUCAUCCGUUUGGAGAAGUCUGCCUAA